CGACGACGAACGACGACGAAAAUCACGCCCAACUAACCCACCCCGACACAUCAACCAGGAACCCCAGCACCCUCAAGAUGCCUUUCACCAAGCUCGUCAAGUCCAGCGCCUACUUCUCGCGUUACCAGACCAAGUACCGCAGAAGAAGAGAGGGAAAGACCGACUACUAUGCUCGCAAGAGGUUGAUCACCCAGGCGAAGAACAAGUACAACGCCCCCAAGUACCGUCUCGUCGUCCGCUUCACCAACCGCGAUGUUAUCUGCCAGAUCGUCUCUUCCGAGAUUGUCGGUGACAAGGUCUUCGCUGUUGCCUACUCCCACGAGCUUCCCCGGUACGGCAUCAAGCACGGUCUCACCAACUGGGCCGCGGCCUACGCUACCGGUCUCCUUCUGGCCCGUCGCACCCUCGCCAAGCUGAAGCUCGACGAGUCCUUCGUCGGUGUCGAGACUGUUGAUGGAGAAUACAAGCUCACCGAGGCCGCUGAGGUCGAGGGUGAGACUUGCCGUCCCUUCAAGGCCAACCUAGAUGUCGGUCUUCACCGUACCUCCACUGGUGCCCGUGUCUUCGGUGCCAUGAAGGGUGCGUCGGACGGAGGUCUUCUUAUCCCCCACUCCGAGAGCCGUUUCCCCGGUUACGACAUGGAGACCAAGGAGCUUGACGCCGAGACCCUGCGCAAGUACAUCUUCGGUGGACACGUUGCUGAGUACAUGGAGACCCUUGCCGACGACGAUGAGGAGCGCUACAAGUCGCAGUUCCAGAAGUACAUCGACGACGGUAUUGAGGCCGACGGUCUUGAGGAGGUCUAUGAGGAGGCCCACGCCAAGAUUCGCGAGAACCCUAACCUCGCCGCUGAGGGUGAGAAGAAGGAUGCCGCCUACUGGAAGUCGGAGAGCCAGAAGUACCGGUCGAAGAAGCUCACGCGCGAGCAGAGACGCGAGCGCGUCCAGAAGAAGAUCCAGGAACUCACCGCUUAGGUGUCUCCUUCCAUCUUUUGUUCGCACGCUGUAUCUUGCAAUGCCAAAUAAAAAGCAUGGGUUUCUGGGUUCAAAUUUCGGUGUUCUGGGGUUUGGAGGGGAUAUCUUUGGGUUGAUCGCAAAUGGUAAUACAGUCUUAUUGUGACUGCACCUGAAAGGAAAUGCCUCAUCCAUUCAUCCCAUCAUAAAAGUGUGGAAACAUCCUCGG
Tricharina praecox is the source of this 1182-nucleotide messenger RNA. RefSeq lists its product as uncharacterized. Gene Ontology annotation, molecular function: 5S rRNA binding; structural constituent of ribosome. Bases 78 to 974 code for a protein of 298 amino acids. The record is from RefSeq and is a predicted model, not a curated record. Gene Ontology annotation, biological process: translation; ribosomal large subunit assembly. The transcript has 5 exons. Gene Ontology annotation, cellular component: cytosolic large ribosomal subunit; ribosome. NCBI's taxonomy places the organism in Eukaryota, Fungi, Ascomycota, Pezizomycetes, Pezizales, Pyronemataceae.